UACACAGGCAGAGGAACACAAACAUGCACAUGGACAAGAGAGCUGAAAAGCAAAAAGCAGCCUGGGAAUGAGACGGGGAAAGAGAUACCCAGAUAAACAAAAAGAGAAAGAGAAAUUAGAGAGAACAGAUGAGGAUCAUUUGUUCCAGACAGAAAUGGAUAGAUAAAGGUUUGUGCAGUUUAAGACAGGACCUCAGGAUGAGCCCAGACACCAGCUUGACAAGCAAGAAGAUGUCACCGAAGAAGCAAACGGAGAUAAAAGUUUUGGAGUAAAUGGUGUAAAUGAUGCUCAGGAAGAGACUGUAAGAUUAGUGCUUUUGUGUGGGUCACAAGCCAAAGAGAGGAUGAGGGCCUCUGAGCUCUGUGCUGGUUAAGGAGCUUAAGCUUCAUGUCAGGAGGUGGGGUUUUAAUGAUAUGGCUCGCUAUAUGUUCUGCUGGGGAGGCGGGACCUUGGAUGAUCGCUACCUGUAUGCUCCUUUGCCAGAUGUUUAUCGUGGGCCUAAGACGUGUAUCCUGGUCAGGGUUACCAUGGAUCCAGAGACUGUCGCGGGAACACUGGCUACAAGUGAGAGAGGAUCAGGACUUGUCUCACAAUCUGACCACGAGGUGGCACAGCGCUUGGCACUGGGCAGCAAUGACAACAUUGCCAAUGGUAGCAAGGCUGACCUACAGGCUGCCAAACUGCUAGCCAAACGCCUCUACAACCUCGAUGGUUUCAGGAGAUCAGACAUUGCAAGGCAUCUGAGCAAAAAUAAUGAUUUCAGUUGGAUGGUAGCAGAGGAGUACCUAGGUUAUUUCAACUUUGCAGGCAUGAGGGUUGAUCAGGCUCUGAGAGUUUUCCUGAGAGAGUUUACUCUUAUAGGGGAGACGCAGGAAAGGGAACGAGUGCUGUCCCAUUUCUCCAGAAGGUACCUCCAGUGCAACCCCCACACUAUACCAAAUGAAGACAGCGUUCACACUCUGACCUGCGCUCUCAUGCUGCUCAACACAGACCUCCAUGGCCAGAACGUGGGGAAGAGGAUGUCAUGUGUUCAGUUUAUAGGCAACCUGGGGGGGUUAAAUGAUGGGCAGGAUUUUCCCAAAGAUCUGCUCAAGGCACUCUAUAACUCCAUCAAGAAUGAGAAGCUGCAGUGGACCAUCGAUGAAGAGGAUGUGCGCAAGUCUGUGUCGGAGCUGACGGAAAGCAGGACAGACUCUGCGUCCCACACUCUAAAGAGGAUUACAAGUGGUGGGGCCCCUCUAGUGUCUCUGGCUCAGCAGUCCAAUGCUCAGGUCUACAAGAAGGGCUUCCUUGUGCGCAAAGUUCACGCCGACCAGGAUGGCAAGAGGACACCUCGAGGCAAACGAGGUUGGAAGACAUUUUAUGCCAUCCUGAAAGGGCUGGUGCUUUAUUUGCAAAAGAGUGAAUACAGCACUCAUAAGCAACUGUCUGAGGAGGAUCUGAAAAAUUCCGUGUCCAUCCACCACUCUCUGGCCAUGAAGGCAGCCGACUACAGCAAGCGACCCAACGUGUUUUACCUGCGUACUGCUGACUGGAGGGUCUUCCUCUUUCAGGCCCCCAAUGCGGAGCAGAUGCAGUCCUGGAUCACGCGCAUCAACACAGUGGCAGCUAUGUUCUCAGCCCCUCCCUUUCCAGCAGCCAUCGGCUCACAGAAGAAGUUUAGUCGGCCUCUUCUACCGGGCUCUACCACCAAGUUGGCCCAGGAGGAGCAAGCGAAAUCUCAUGAAAUGCGCUUCAGAUCAGUCUCUUCUGAGCUACACGAGCUCCGCUCUGUUCCUCAGGAACGGAAGCCCAAAGGGAAGGAGCAGGAAGAGGCCAAGCAGCGGGAGGAGUACUUGGAGUUUGAGAAAACCCGCUUUGGGACCUACGCCAUGUUACUGAGAGCGAAGAUUCGCACGGGUGAGUCGGAUCUGGCGGCGUUCGAGGCUCGUUUGUUUAUCGAUGGCACACUGCAGAGGACCAGCUCCAGCCCCACGCUGGCACAGGACACCAGCCACGCCAGCGCCAGCAGCUGCAGUUCCAGAAGUAAGAAGAGCAGCCGAAGCGAAAGCCAGAGACACAAGCCAGCAGUGAAACAGUGAAUCCACUAUCCAGGGCACUUGAUGGCUGCUUUAUGGUGCUUCUGAUCCAGACUGAAGGGCUGAAAAGAGCAUCGAUAUGAGGAAAAAAUAUGGCAGUUUGUGCACUACACUGCAGUGGCGGCACACGUGGUGCACUCAGAGCUCGAGCAGCGCUGGAGGAUGCCACCAAAAGUCGAGAUCGAAGCUGGGUAUGAUUGAUCACCUCGCUUCCUCACGAAAGCAUGUUUUUGUGGCCGGCGAAUGCUAAACUGGCCUACAGGGGGCAGAUGAGUGUGAAUAUAGCCAUCCUCACUUUAUCUUUCUUGCCUUUUUAGCCUGCUUUCUACUUCUCUAAGCUCGACCUAUAUGCUGUAUAGAAGGCAUAGACUACUUAAAGUUUUUGUGCAUCUUUUUAACAACAACAUGUCCCCACUAAAGCCACGUACCAGACUGUCCACCACAAUGAAGAUUUUUUUGGAGACAAAAAUCUGAGCCUCUUUGUUACCCUAAAUGGUAGCACAUGCAUUACCACAACAGCAAAUUACUUUCUUUUUUUUUUUUAAUUACUAAAUUUUUUUCUUUUUUCUUGCUUGAACACAGCUUUAGAUAGGAUGAUGUAUAGAAUUUUUCGAAAUCAUGUUUCGAGCAUGCUUGUGAUGUAAAGACAAUCAGUUCCCAAUUUGCAUUCCCAGUGUAUCCUUUGUACAUUUUUUUUUUGUGAAAGCACAUUACAGCUGGCAAAAAUUUAAAGAUUAGAGCCAUCUAAUUCCUAAUCUCAUCUAGGAAUCCCCGCAGGUCCACCAAGCACAGACGAGGGGUUCAUGAUUGUUGUUUUUUUAGCUCGUUACAAUUGAUAUUUGUAGAGUUAUUAACCUGUUUGAUGAGCCACUUGAAUUUAUGAUUAUAAUCCAAACAUUUGUAAAAAAAAAAAAAAAAAAAAAAAAAAACAUAGGCAGGAACCCAAUGACACAAAAAUAGCCAAAAUAUGAUCUAUUAUGCUGGAUUAUGUUUUUGUAAAAUAAAUCUGUGCUAACAAUGUUAUCAUAUUUCAUUCACGGUGAAUUUAAAACAGAUGUUAAAUGUUUUAGCGCCCCUGGUUUAGAGAAAGGGGUGUGGUGUGCACAUAUAUAGCAGGUGACACCAGCAACCUUUGCUUCAGUGUUAAUGUGAGAAUCGUGCAUCGUGUGUCCAUACUGUGACUGUGGACGGCUGAUAAACACAGAUAAGAUCGUGAAAAAAAAAAAGGGAAAUAAUUUUGAACUGCUGACCUUGUUGUGUGUCAAAGACUUUUCCUUCUCAGGCUCCCAUUUUCAAGUACUUCAGUGCACAGAGCACAUUCCUUCUGCCAGAAGGGGGCAGUAGAGGAAGGAUAACCUGUAUUACCUCAUCUGUAUUGGAGAACAAUUAUUUAUAUUGCGCUUCAUGAGAAUAAUAGCACAGGUAUCAAGGCAGACACUUAUGUGACUGAAUGUCUGUGAAGGAUUUCUAAAUACAAUAAUGUCCUUUUAUCAUAGCAGGAAAUAAAGAAUCCAAAAUAUUGUAAAAUUGUGUAACCAGACAGAUCACAAAAAGCAAAAAUGACUGUUAGAGCUGCAAUCUUGUCAAUGAGAAAUGAUAGGCAGUGGAUAAAUUAAAGUGCAAACACAGCGGCUUUGUUAUACUCAAGGAAUUUUGCUGGCGUGGUUUGAGUCCACUUCUGUGCAAAAAGCAAAAAGCAAAAAAAAAAAAAAAAAGUCACCUCAAAAGUUUUUCCAACCUUUUUUUAUUUCAUUUCAUUUUAUUUUAUGGUGAAACUUUUCUAUCCUGAUGGAAGCGGUCUCUUCCAGGUUGACUUCAUCACUUCCCCAGGGCACAAAGGCUGACUGUAUGGAUCCAUGAGGAUGAAAUGAAAGGAAAUGUUAUACUAUGUUAUUAUUCACGCUCACCGGAUCUCAACCCAACUAACACCCGCGUAAGAAUUUGGAGCCGGGUGUUAUGUACAAUUUUUGUAUUUUGGAAAAAUAGAGAUCCUCCAGGACAGUUCCAGAGACGUGUGUGCCAGGAUACAGUGUUGGCGCAGCUCAAGGUGGCUCAGCAUCUUCUGAAAAAACACGUCCCUUUAAUUUGUCCCCCAUCUGUGUUAUUUCCAACUUCAUACACAUCAGACCUAAAUCAAUCUAUAGCACUUAAGUCGUGAUGCCCCGCUGCACUUUGGGUAAUAUUUGUGCAGGCUUUAUUGAAUGACAUGAGAUCUAUUUAUAUAUCGUGGAGAUUUAUAAUUCCUGUUAUGUGUUUAUGAUUAAAAAAAAAAGUUUUCAGUGUUUUUACAGCGAACACUGAGCAGUUUGUUGACACCCCAGUGGUCUACUGUAUGUUUCAAUAGUUCUGUUAAUUCAGUGUUUGCUUGUAGUUUUACAUAUUGUAUUAUGUUUCCACUGCUCAGUAAUAAAACUAUAAUGCUCUA
Molecule: messenger RNA, 4503 nt
Organism: Clarias gariepinus (North African catfish)
Lineage: Eukaryota; Metazoa; Chordata; Actinopteri; Siluriformes; Clariidae
Gene: psda
Product: pleckstrin and Sec7 domain containing a
Exons: 14
Coding region: 414-2081 (555 amino acids)
Biological process (GO): regulation of ARF protein signal transduction
Molecular function (GO): phospholipid binding; protein binding; guanyl-nucleotide exchange factor activity
Source: RefSeq, a predicted model, not a curated record